This is a messenger RNA of Camponotus floridanus (Florida carpenter ant), 2286 nucleotides long. RefSeq names its product glucose dehydrogenase [FAD, quinone]. The record is from RefSeq and is a predicted model, not a curated record. Gene Ontology annotation, molecular function: flavin adenine dinucleotide binding; oxidoreductase activity, acting on CH-OH group of donors. The coding region runs from base 142 to 2034 and encodes 630 amino acids. The transcript is spliced from 9 exons. NCBI's taxonomy places the organism in Eukaryota, Metazoa, Arthropoda, Insecta, Hymenoptera, Formicidae.
CUUACAGUUACACUUUGCCCGUUUUGCUGCCGCACCGCACGUGCGAAGUCUUUGCCGGGUUCACGUGUUGUAUCGGAGUGCAACAUCGAUAAGAAAUCCGCCACGAGGGAAGUCGUGCCGUUACGUCAGUGCAAUACAAUAAUGUCGUACUCUCUCUCAGUCAGAGCAGUCUGCGCGGAACCCUACCUCGGGCCGAGCCUUGCCCAGGUUUGUCCAGGAUCGCAGUUCUUGACCUUUAUGACGCUCUUGGAUGCACUUGUACGGUCCCAAGAAAGUAUAUCUCAAACAUGCGAGCGUAUAAAGCCAGUGAAUCCGCCUGAAUACUAUUACGACUUUAUUGUUGUAGGCGGAGGAUCAGCCGGUGCCGUGGUGGCGUCUAGACUGAGCGACAUACCCGAAUGGAAAGUUUUGUUGCUAGAAGCCGGCCCGGACGAGCCACCGGGUGCCGACAUUCCCAGUAUGGUGGCAAUGUUUCUGGGAACUGACAUUGACUGGCAGUAUCAAACCACGAACGAGAUGAACGCUUGUCUGUCAACUGGGGGAUCCUGCAGUUGGCCGCGCGGUAAAAAUCUCGGCGGAACGUCCGUCCACAACGGUAUGAUGUAUAAGCGAGGUCACGCGAAAGAUUUUGACAAUUGGGAGGCCAUGGGAAAUCCAGGAUGGGGUUGGCGCGACGUAUUGCCUCAUUUCAUGUGCUCCGAAAACAACACGGAGAUCAAUCGAGUGGGUCGCAAAUAUCAUUCGACCGGCGGUUUGUUAACCGUCGAACGGUUUCCAUGGAAACCUGCAAUCGUCGAUGACAUCCUCGCGGCGGCGGUCGAAAGAGGAUAUUCGAUUAGCGAGGAUCUGAACGGCGACCAAAUUACAGGAUUCUCUGUAGCACAAACCACAAGUAAAAAUGGCGUUCGAGUGAGUAGCGCCGGAGCGUUUCUACGACCAGUUCGGGAACGACGUAAUUUACAAAUCGCUCUAAACGCCACCGCUACGAAGAUUAUCAUCGAAAAUCAAAAGGCUGUGGGAAUUCAAUUUUAUCAAAAUGGUGAACUUCGAGUUGCCCGUGCCACAAAGGAGGUAAUCGCCUCCGGUGGUGCCGUAAAUUCGCCUCAACUGUUGCUGCUCUCCGGAAUCGGGCCGAAGGAACAUCUACGGGCGGUGAACGUCACGGUUGUCAAGGAUCUUCCAGGUGUCGGAGAGAAUCUGCAUAAUCACGUGUCGCACACUUUAUCAUGGACUAUCAAUCAACCGAAUCUGUAUGACCUGAAUUGGGCGGCUGCCACGGAAUAUAUCGCCUUUCAUAAAGGACCGAUGGCGUCGACGGGUUUGUCACAAUUGACGGGGAUGCUGCCGUCGCUUUACACGACUCCGGAUCAUCCCGACAUCCAACUGUUCUUCGGCGGUUAUCAGGCAGCCUGCGCGACCACCGGUGAAGUCGGCGCCCUCAUGAACGAUAACGGUCGUAGCAUCAGCAUAUCGCCAACGAUGACACAACCGCGUAGCAAAGGCAAUCUUCGUCUCGCGAGUAACGACCCCCUCGCGAAGCCGAUCAUUUGGGGAAAUUAUCUAAGCGAUCCGAUGGACAUGGAGAUUCUCAUCCAAGGUAUCGAGAUUGCGUUGUCUCUCGCCAACAGCAGUGCCAUGGCCAAGUAUAACAUGACUCUAAACAUCAACCCAUUACCGGCGUGUUCCGUAUAUACGCCCUUAAGCAAGGAUUACUGGGCCUGCGUCGUGCGUCAGGAUACCGGACCGGAGAAUCAUCAGGCGGGAUCUUGCAAGAUGGGACCGCCACACGAUCCCAUGGCCGUGGUCGAUAAUCGAUUGAGAGUUUACGGCAUCAGAAAUCUCCGCGUGGCCGAUGCAUCCAUUAUGCCGCAGGUAACGUCCAGCAAUACGGCAGCACCGUCCAUGAUGAUCGGCGAAAAGGCGGCCGCGUAUAUCAAGUCCGAUUGGGGCGUUGGCGGUACACAAUGGUACGGGAAAGCAUCUCCUAGCCCGUUAUGGAAAAACAGCCAUUACAACCAUUGGAAGAAUCAUUAGUCACCAGCAAUUUCCCAUGUUUCCAUAGUUCUCGUACGACUAUCGACAGUUCACUGGACCUAUUACUUUGGGGCAUCAAGUAUAUCGACUGGGAUCAGGCUAUAUGGUGACCGGGAAUCCACGAUCUAUCUAGUCUCUUAUGAGCCAUUUACCGCAGCACCUCGGCAUGAGCGCGACCGAGGACCCUCCGUAAGAUUCGAAAUUACAUCACAAUGUACAAUUAUUGUUACUGAUAGGGAAAGAGAGAGAGAA